Ustilaginoidea virens is the source of this 2517-nucleotide messenger RNA. RefSeq lists its product as uncharacterized. The record is from RefSeq and is a predicted model, not a curated record. The coding region runs from base 1 to 2517 and encodes 838 amino acids. Lineage: Eukaryota; Fungi; Ascomycota; Sordariomycetes; Hypocreales; Clavicipitaceae. The transcript has 2 exons. Gene Ontology annotation, molecular function: GTPase activity; U3 snoRNA binding; GTP binding. Gene Ontology annotation, cellular component: nucleus; preribosome, small subunit precursor. Gene Ontology annotation, biological process: maturation of SSU-rRNA from tricistronic rRNA transcript (SSU-rRNA, 5.8S rRNA, LSU-rRNA); ribosome biogenesis; endonucleolytic cleavage of tricistronic rRNA transcript (SSU-rRNA, 5.8S rRNA, LSU-rRNA).
AUGCCCGGCGCCGUUGCCAACCACUCGCACCGCCCCACCACAAAGGUGUCUCACAAGCCUUUCAAGUCAAAGGCAGCGUCAAAGCACGAGCUGAGGGAUCGCGCCAAAGGACGAGUCCCCGGCGAACGCGGCCAGCGCAAGACUCCGCACCAGCAGGUCAUGUCCAAGUUCGACAGACGGAACCAGGCCAAGCAGGCUCGCUUGACCAAGCACAAGGAGCACCUCAAGGACACUUCCGUCUUCGCAGGCAAGGAUGGAGCCCCCCGGAUCGUAGCCGUCGUGCCGCUCUGCGCGGACUGCGACGCUGCUUUCGCCGUCAAGCAGCUGAACGCCAGCCUCGACAUUGCCGUUGACGUCGUCAAGGGCAGCGGCAGCAGCAGCAGCAGCUUUCGCGUGUCCGUCGACCGGUUCAAACAAAAGAUCCAGUACAUACCGCUCCAGAGGGACCUCACCGCCUGCUUGGACGCCGCCCGGGUCGCCGACUUCGUCGUCGUGAUCCUCUCGGCCCGCGAGGAGGUCGACCCUCUGGGAGAGUUGAUCCUUCGAAGCAUCGAAAGCCAGGGCUUGUCCACGCUUUUCACCCUCGUCCAGGGCCUCGACAAUGUCGAGACGGCUAAGCAGCGAACGGCCACUGUGGGGUCCCUCAAGUCCUUCAUCACUCACUUCCAUCCCGAGCAGGAAAAGGUGUACAGCCUGGACAGCAGGCAAGAUUGCUCCAACGUGAUGCGGUCUCUGUGCAACACAACGCCAAAGGGCGUCCGUUGGCGGGAAGACCGAAGCUGGAUGUUGGCCGAGGACGUUCGGUUUGCGCGUGACGAGUCGGAGCCCACCGUCAUCACGGGCGUCGUUCGCGGCCGGGGCUUGAAAGCCGAUCGACUGGUUCAGAUAGGCGACUGGGGAACGUAUCAGAUCGACAAGAUUGUGGCCGCCCCCUUGUCAAAACACCCAAGGAAGGGCGAAGAGGACGCCUCGUCGGACGCCGGCCUGCAACAACAGAGGCUCCUGGAAGAACCAUCCGCGGACCGGGACGAUCUCAACCAGCUGGCCCCGGAAGACGUCGUCAUGGGCGCCGACGACCACGACGCCGAAAUGGCCACCGAGCCUGCCCCGAAAAAGGGCGUCUUGCUCGACGAGCACCACUACUUCUCCGACGAGGAAGCCGAGGCCAAGAAGAUCAAGAAGAAGGUCCCCAAGGGCACGUCCAACUACCAGUCGGCCUGGUACCUGGACGACGUAUCCGACUCGGGCUCCGACCUGGAGGACAUGGAGGUCGAGCAGGACGGGCAGGAUGGCGACGACGCAGAGCUUGGGGCCGAGGACGGCGUCGAGGGGUACGCGCAGCCCGAGCCCACCGAGGCCGGGGGCGGUGCCUCGGAAUACCCCGCCUCCGAGAUGAUGGACGUUCCCGACGAGGACGAGGACGCCCAGCAGCUGGCCCAGCACCGGUCCCGGAAGCGAAACGAGGCCAAGGACGACCUGGAGUUCCCCGACGAAAUCGAGCUGCAUCCCCACGUCCUGGCCCGCGAGAGGCUAUCCCGGUACCGCGGCCUCAAGAGCCUCCGCACCAGCCCGUGGCAGCAGGACGAAGACCGCGCGCACGAGCCCGACGCCUGGAGACGGCUCCUCCAGGUCCCCGACUACCACUCGUCCCGGUCGCGGGCCGUCCGGGAAGCCCUCGUGGGCGGCGUCGCCGCGGGCUCCCGGGUCCAGGUCCACGUCAGGGGCGUCCCCGCCUCCGUCGCCGCGUCCCACGCGCACAGCGCGUCCGUCGUCACCCUCUUCUCCCUGCUCCGCCACGAGAACAAGAAGACGUGCCUGAACUACCUGCUCAACCUGAGCGGCGACCACGACGGGGCCAUCAAGUCCAAGGACGAGCUGAUUGUGCAGUGCGGCCCGCGCCGGAUGGUUGUCAACCCCGUCUUCUCGCAUCCCGGCUCGACGCCCAACGACGUCCACAAGUUCUGCCGCUACCUGCACCCCGGCCAGAGCGCCAUCGCGUCCUUUGUCGGGCCCAUCACGUGGGGCGCCGUGCCGGUUCUGUUCUUCAAGCGAACCACAGCCACGACCACGACCACGACCACGACCACGACGGCCGAUGCCGACGCCGCGGGUGGUGUCGGCCUCGCGCUCGUGGGCACCGGCACCGCCCUGCCGCCGUCCACGUCCCGCGUCGUCGCCAAGAGGGUCAUCCUCACCGGCCACCCGUACCACAUCCACAAGAAGAUCGUCACUGUCCGGUACAUGUUCUUCAACCGCGAGGAUGUGGACUGGUUCAAGGCCCUGCCGCUGUGGACGAGGCGAGGCAGGACCGGCUUCGUCAAGGAGCCUCUCGGCACGCACGGCUAUUUCAAGGCCACCUUUGACGGGCGCAUCAAUCCCCAGGAUGCGGUGGGCGUGAGUCUGUACAAGCGCAUGUGGCCCCGAAACGCGACUCCCCUCGACGGACCGCUCUUGGAGCAUGCACAUGGAAGGGCAGCGAGCAGUGACGGGCAGCUUGAGGACGUGACGAUGGCAUGA